AUUUUAACAAACGUCCCUCCAAUUUUGAAUUACUGUUAUCUUUCCCCCAAUUUUUCGGAUUACAUCAUGCCCAACAUGGAAUUUCAAGGGCACAGAGGUUUGCAAAAUCCUAAGGCCAUGCUUGCUUCUUUGUUGGGUAAGAGACAAAAGCUUCAGGAAGAGCUUCGGAGUGUUGAAAAACAGGGAAUACCGGAUAAGAGAGUACAUGACAAUUAGAUUUGCUGUUGUGACUUCAAUUAUUAGGUCUCUUGCAUAGGGUGAUUCAGAAGAGAAACAUAAUGUAGCGGAAGUUAAUAACUGAGAAGUGAGAAUGUGGUUACUCGAGGUGUACGAGUUAGAGACAAGUUAUCUACAAGAAACAAGCAAUUUCGGAAAUGCCUUCAAAGGUUUCGAAGGUUUCCUUUCAUCAUCAAAAAACUCAUCCAAUCUGAAAAGAUCCAAGAAGUUUCAACUUGAAGAUAGAGUGUUCUCUUUGUCUUCCGUCACUUCACCUGCGACAGAAGAGCUUGGGCUAGGUCCUGAAGACGGCAGAACAGAUAUUGGACAAGUUCGACCAAAGGGUGCUGGCAUAUCCAUCACUGGACCAGGAAAGCCAAAGAAGGGAAGACCGGGACCAAGAGAUGGGAAGAAAAUUAGGCUCACAAACGACGCUGAUCAUGAUGCGGAAGACGACCAUGAUUGA
Molecule: messenger RNA, 682 nt
Organism: Oldenlandia corymbosa var. corymbosa
Lineage: Eukaryota; Viridiplantae; Streptophyta; Magnoliopsida; Gentianales; Rubiaceae
Source: the annotation of a GenBank genome assembly